Molecule: messenger RNA, 714 nt
Organism: Rhinocladiella mackenziei CBS 650.93
Lineage: Eukaryota; Fungi; Ascomycota; Eurotiomycetes; Chaetothyriales; Herpotrichiellaceae
Exons: 1
Coding region: 1-714 (237 amino acids)
Source: RefSeq, a predicted model, not a curated record
AUGGCCUCUCCGCUUUCCUCGCCCCAGGUUGGCUUCACUUCUUCGCCUCACCAACGAGGCACGCUCGACAUCAUCUGGUCAUGUCUCUUCACUGUCUUCAUCUGCACCUGGACUGUAGUGCAUCCGAACAUCCCUCCACGGAGGUCGCCAUGGUGGCACAGGUUGCUCGACCGGCUUAUCGAGUUAGUACUCGCAGCGGUGGCGCCGGAACUGAUUCUCGCUGUCGCAGUGAGAGAGUGGUUGGAUGCCAAGGGAUUGGUGAUGGCGCUAAAAGAUUUCGAAAGGGACAAGAGUGAUGAGCCGAAGGAGGCGCAAAGCGGUCAGAAGAGGGGAAUUGUUACUGGAUUUUACGUUGUGAUGCAGGUUCGGUUUGGAAAAGUGACUCACGAUUUCAACUUCAAUUUCCCCUUCGCCAACAAUGACGACGACGCGGAAACAAAGGUAGAAGGCUACCUCAGCAUCCCAGACAUUAAAGAGCAUCUCUGUCUCAACAAAUUAAGACUGUCCGCAUUGAUCAGCGAAUCCGAGAUAUGGGACAAGGGAAAUGCUGACAGGCUGAUCAAAUGUAUGCUGGUGUUCCAAGUCCUGGGUUACGACGCAGUGUAUUGGCCGUGCGGCGCAACACUUGACCAUCACACCAUUGGAGAUAAGCACUUUGGCAUACGUUCCUUUUAUGCUACUUUCGUUGGCAUUCUGGUGGAGGAAGCCAUAUAA